Achroia grisella is the source of this 5915-nucleotide messenger RNA. RefSeq names its product monocarboxylate transporter 3. The transcript has 14 exons. The record is from RefSeq and is a predicted model, not a curated record. NCBI's taxonomy places the organism in Eukaryota, Metazoa, Arthropoda, Insecta, Lepidoptera, Pyralidae. Gene Ontology annotation, biological process: monocarboxylic acid transport; transmembrane transport. Gene Ontology annotation, molecular function: monocarboxylic acid transmembrane transporter activity. The coding region runs from base 368 to 2764 and encodes 798 amino acids.
AUUAAAGAAACGUCACGUCACACGCCAGAAUUAAAUUCUAUUGUCAAGUUUCGUAAAAUUGUGGAAUAAAAUACUUUUAUUCAUUUAUAAUUCUAUACUUUAUAAUGUUAAAUUAAUAUUCUACAGACUAAAUAAUUUAUUGUAAAUGUGAUUUGUUUAAUUCUACCAACUAUGGGGUUGUAUAAGUGCUGUCAAAAUUAAACUUUGUUUUUGUUAGCGGGAUAGACGAAGGUGUGUUGAUAUUUAGUUAUUUUCGCUUGAACUUGAUGAGAUUACAACACGUCCAGUGCCAGCCAGCUGUGCAGUGACUAAACAUUCUAUUUUUUGUUCUGUUGUUGUGCUGAGACUCUGGUUGAAAAGCUUAAAGAUGUCCAAGGUGUCACUCAAUAAUAUUCCAUCGAAUCCUCGUAUAAACCGCCUUAGAACGUUUUCCAGGACUGAAAGCGAAACAUCCUGCGAAGAGGCAGCAAGACUGACCGCGGAAGGUGCCGGCGCGGAUGAAGAUGACGAUGCAUUUGACUAUGGGGCCCUACCUCCACCCCCAGAUGGAGGAUAUGGAUGGGUUGUCGUCUUCGCUUCUUUUAUGUGCAACUUGGUGGUGGACGGAAUUGCCUAUACCUUUGGAAUAUUUCUCCCAGAGUUGGUCACAUAUUUUGGCGAAGGGAAAGGAAAAGUUGCGUGGGUCGGCAGUUUACUGUCAGGAGUAUAUCUCGCUGCAGGUCCUGUUGUAUCGGCGCUAUGCAACAAAUUUGGCUGUCGGGCGGUGUGUAUCGCUGGCUCCUUGAUAGCCACAGUCGCUUUUGUACUUUCUACGUAUAGCAAAAGCGUUACUAUGAUGAUGCUCACGUAUGGACUCCUAGGAGGUAUAGGCUUCGGUAUGAUCUACCUGCCUUCAGUGGUGGCUGUGGGCUACUACUUCGAAACUCGACGGUCCCUGGCUACUGGUAUCGCUGUGUGCGGUUCCGGAGUGGGCACCUUCAGUUUCGCGCCACUUGCUUCAAUAUUGCUCAAUGAGUUCGGGUCGUGGCAGAAUGCGAAUUUGCUUUUGGCUGGACUGAUUUUGAACUGCGCCGUAUUCGGCGCGCUUAUGAGGCCGUUGGUUUAUCCCAAGUCUUCGGGUGAAAAGCCUUUACUACAACGUAUGGCCGAGGAGAAAAGACUGCAAAUGGAAAGGGGUUCAAUUGGGGGUUCAUAUUUUGUGGUACAGCUACCCGACGGUAGCAUGGAGAAAAGACUGAAGGCGCCGCUUAACGUGGACCCUGGCGUUCACUCGUCACUGAACUUGGAGGCGCUGGCGCGGGUCCCCACACUGCCCAAUAUGACGGGCGUGCCCACCGUGCCCACUCUACCCACCAUCACGGAGGUCCGCGUUGCUGAUGACAACGGAAACAACAAAAAGAAGAACGAGAACGGCACAGCCUCUGCAGGUACUGGCGCCGUCGGAGCUGUUGGCACGCAGAUGUCUCGAAACGUAUCGUCUCCAGCGUUCAGUUCGCAGGCGCCGGGACUGCCCAAGAACGGGUCCGUGCCGUUCUUCGACCGCCAGCGGAAACAAAGCACCGGAGAUAGGUCAGCCAAUGAUAGAUUCAAACCGUCCCUGGCUGCAAUUAGAGCCACGUCCAAAACUUCCAUGAAUAGUAAUCGUGCUCCUGAUGGUGAUACAGAAAGCAUGAUGACUUCAAAGUUGUCAGUAGCCGGCGGUGGCCGCGAAGCUCCGCGGAUGGUGCGGCCCAUGUCUCGCAAGGAUAUCUUCUACUCGGGCUCCGUGCUCAAUCUACCUCAAUAUCAGAGCCAGAAGUCGCUGCAAGGUUAUAGGAAUUCUGUUCUCAGUCUCCCCCAAAGCAGGCAGACUGGUGAUCUGGAGAGACAAGAACAGUAUGACUUGUGCCCAUGCCUGUCUCUGCCGGCAUCGUUUAAGUCCGCACUGAGUUCGAUGCUGGAUAUGACUCUGUUGCGAGACCCGGCUUUUAUGCUCAUUGGCGUCUCCAACAUCUUCGGUAUGGCUGGUCUCUACGUGCCCUUCGUAUACAUCGUUGAUGCUGCUAAGCUUAAUGGUGUAGAUCCAUCGCAAGCGUCGUUUUUGCUGUCCAUCAUUGGUAUAACAAACACUAUUGGACGUAUAGCGUGCGGUUGGGUCGCAGAUUUUCCCUGGAUGGAUUCACUCUUGCUCAAUAACUUGUGCCUCGUCAUUGCCACGAUAUCUGUCGCUGCAAUACCUUUCUGUACUUCGUAUGGCUGCUACAUAGCUGUAGCUAUUGCCUUUGGACUUGCGAUUUCCGGAUACAUCUCGCUGACUUCCAUCAUCCUUGUGGAUCUGCUGGGUUUGGACAAGCUGACGAAUGCGUUCGGUCUUCUGAUCUUGUUCCGUGGCGCUGCCGCCAUCAUCGGUUCGCCGCUGGCAGGCGCCGUAUAUGACGCAACUAAAAGUUAUGACGCUUCCUUCUAUAUGGCUGCUGGGUUCUUUUUGGCGGCAAGCCUUACUUCGUUCACAUCGCCUUUGUUCCGCAGGAAACAGGAAGAGAUCCAACAGCCGCUAGAUGUUCUGACGCCCAUCGACGAGGAUCUGGAGGAAGACGAGGAGGAGGAUCCUGAUGAUACUCCUAUAACCAUGGGCGCCCAUUUGGCCUCGCGACCUCCCGCCAUCACCCGCACUGCUGCUUCCCCAUCAGACCCACCUAGCCCCGCCAGCCCUGCCAGUUCUACCAACCCCAACCCUAAACAGGACACACCCCCUGAAUUAUCGCAGCGGGAGAGCGUACUCUAAACAGAACGGAAACUAGAAAGCUAAGUAACUGAAAUUUUUGUAAUUUCGAGACUUAAACUUUCCCGUUUAGUACACAUUAUUAAUAUAGUUAAACGAGUUUUAACACGGAUAGUUUUAUGGUAUAUAUAUAGGUUACGAAACAUAGUUAAGCAAGGAAACGAUGAGAGAAGUAAAUACCUUUAUUUAUCAUAACAUUAUUCGUCUUAAAUCCGUUUAAGUAUAUAAAUUCUAUUACCUUAUGGACAAAAAAGUUACUAUUGAUUAAUUGAUAAACAGACAGGAUAUUAAUUUCCAAUAGACACAACGCCUCGCAAAUACAAAUAUUUUAGAUACUUAGUUCUUGAUGUACAAGGAGAAGGUCAAAAGCCACGUUAAAAGUUAUAGAUAACUCAGCCAGCAGUUUUUAUCUUUAUGAAUUACGUUUAAUUGAUAGGGAAGUGUACCCGCUCGAAUUUUUACGGUUAUUAAAGGUUAAUUUGUUUUAUCUAAAUAUAUUAAGAAUGUUUCACUCUAAUUAUGACAUUAAUUGAAUCAUGACAGUUGACUUCAAUUUGUGACAUGUAAAUAUAAAAAAAAUAUAAUUGAAUUAUAUAUUUUAAUAAAUGCGGACAAAGACAGAUCAAUCAACUUAUUUUUGUAUUUUAUACGAUAGUCUGUAAACUUUUAACGUGGGUUGGAGUAUCGUCAGGUGUCAAGUAUUCAGAUCCUUUCUGUUUCUAUGAACGUUAAUAUUUUAUUGAAAUGAUCCUUAUUUUUAUAUAGCUAGAGUGUAGAAUAUUUUUAAAGAUCGCAAGGGAGAAUAGGACGUAGAAACUGUCUCUGUCUCUCAGGAACGUUCUUGGAAAUAGAAACGCGUUGAAGUACUUCACACGUAUGUGUGGCUCUGAAUAGCAAAAUUCGUUUGAACCUUUAGUAAUGGUCGUCAAUAAAUUAAAUUAAUUAUACGAUCUCAUUAUAUUGAAGGCUAUAUCCUAAAGGUGACUCGAAAUGUUACUUCCCAUUAGGUUCAAUGAAUAAGUGAUAUAUUAGUAAGGCAAUGUACAGUAACUGGUUAAUAAAGGAUGCAAAGGGAUACAUUAAAACUCAAUAGAGUUAAAGACAAGAUUUUACUGCCGUAAAUAAUCCUUAUGACUUAUGUUUAUGCUGUCCUAUAAAACUGACAAUCAUAGUCGGUAUUAUACUCCUGAUGUAUUUAUUCGUCACGAUGAGCCAACUGACCCGACUUCAUACUCAUUCUAUCAUCCUAGCCCUAGCCCUAGUAGCUAGCGUAAAUGCCACAAUAUUCUAUAUGUAUCUCAAACAACGAAUCACAUUUGUGCAUAAAUUUGUAUCCAAAAUUCUCUUUUUGUAUAAACACGAACGGAUAGCAUUAAACAGGAGGUAUUAAAAGUUAUCGCACAUACAAUACUACUCAUUAGAAUUAACUCAAAAAAUACAAAUUUUGGGAUUUCUACUUUAAUAGAUUUUAAUUUAAAGUUGCUUUACCAAAGUUUAUAGGUUUUGAGAUAAUGCCGUGUAUUAUUUAGCUUUAGAUAUAUCAAGGGAAUGAUUUGUGAUUCAGAGUUUUAAUGUUUUCUGUUAAGAUUUUACGGUAGUAAAAUGUUGUCUUGUGGUGUUAAUUGAAGUUACCAUAUGGACCUUGAAUUGACUGCAAGCAAUAAGCGCAUAUUAAGAUUGCUACGCAUUUGAAUAAUUGUGGGGAAAUUAUAAUGAACUGUAUGUUCUUUAUUCCAAUGUGCCAUAUAGUUUGUCGUGGUGCUACGGUCAAUAUUGUCAAAAUGAAAGUGUCAUUACAAAUUUAUUAAUACUCAAUGUUUAAUCACACACUAUUCAAUAAACAAUAGCAAUAAUGUGAGUACUUGGGCUAUAAGUACUUAAUCAGUUGAAUUAAUAUGACGGGAUUACAUGAGAACGCAAGUUUCGUAAUGAACAAUGAAACUACAACACAAACAAUCAGCUCAAGACAGAUAAAUUCAAAUUGACUCCGAAUUUUCUCAAUAUUAUAAUAAAAUGUUUCUGUAAAUGUUUUGAAAAAAAAAACUAUUAUGCACUCCUGUAAAUAAACACUGUUAGAUAUAUAACAGAUAGAACUAUUUUCUGAUUAAUGAAAUAAUAUAUAACUGUCUAGGUAUUUUCUCUCUCAAACCACUUUCUAUAAGCUACCGAAUUUCCUAUAUAUGAUGUUAUGGAUGAUAUUGAAAUUCAGAAGUGAAGUACUUUACUUCUAAUAUUCAAAUAUUUUAAUUUUAUAUUAAAUUCGGAAUGUUCAAGAUCGAAAUAAAUAAAAUAUACAAUGAUUGUAUACGUUUUUCUAUUGAAAAUAAUGUAUAGUUUUCACAUGUUGUAAGUUACAUCGACAAAAAUCGUAUCCGAUAAAAGGAAAACUAACACGGAAUUAUAACGAUUUUAAAAUCCAAUAAAUGGACGUUGUUAGAUAUAAGAAUAAAAAUGGAACUACACUAUUACUAGUGUUAUAUCGGUCGUGUAUUGAAAGUUAUUCAAAUGUCAUUAUUACCGGACAUGGCAGACAUCUUUAUAUGGAUUGGCCGAUAAAAGCUAAAAGAUUAAAUAUGUCAACUGUGUAGGUUGUCGUAACUUGGCCCGAGUGCAUACUAGGCUGCAGGAUACCAGGCGCGUAACGCAGUGCAGGAAAGAAACAGUCUAGUGUCGCAGUGUGAUAGUCUAGUAUAAACACGACGAGAUUUGAACAAGAUCUUUGAGUGAUAAAUUGCUACGUGAGAAGGCUAGUUGGGUUAGAGAGAAUGCUAUAUUAACCUGUCGCAUAGGAGCUCUUACUCAUCGGCUACCAAUUGUUAUUGCGUAUACGAUUUUACACGACGAGACCGAAUAUAAAGAAGUAAAGAACGAAAUUUAGUCAACUGCUUAAUGCGUCUUGAUCUUGUUAACGUAGUCGAUAUGGGACUAUUUGCAUUCACAGCUUGGAUUCUAACUUUCAUAUGAAAAUAUAUUACAAAAUUUGUAUUUGCCUUUCUCUACCUACAGUCCCAAAUGUGCACCCGGGCAUAAACAUGUUAAUACUGUACUUCUGUGAAAUUGUGUUCGUAUUAUACAUCUACUUUAAUGUUGCUAAAUUAUACACAUUUUCAUAUGCGUCUAUCAGAGUAAUUAAUUAAGAAAGUAAUUAGAUAAU